This is a messenger RNA of Melospiza georgiana, 5492 nucleotides long. RefSeq names its product EMSY transcriptional repressor, BRCA2 interacting (gene EMSY). The record is from RefSeq and is a predicted model, not a curated record. Gene Ontology annotation, biological process: regulation of DNA-templated transcription. Gene Ontology annotation, cellular component: nucleoplasm. The transcript has 21 exons. NCBI's taxonomy places the organism in Eukaryota, Metazoa, Chordata, Aves, Passeriformes, Passerellidae. The coding region runs from base 336 to 4070 and encodes 1244 amino acids.
GAGAACUAUCGUUCCCAGCACGCUCCUCGUCACUGCGCAUGCGCAGUGUCCAUUCGAGCGUCCAUCUUGGCACCAGUUUCUUCCAGCUCCUCACAGUACAAGGGAGGCAGAGACUACAAUUCCUAGCGUACUUCGCGGUGCCCGCGCAUGCGCAGCGCGCUCGUCCGCCAUCUUGGCCCGAGUAAACGCCGUCGCCGCCGCCGCCACUAAACAAACCCGAGCCCGGCACUGGCGAGCGGCGGGGGGCAGGGUGCGGCUGCCGCGGAGUCUUCGAUGUGCUGGGCACGGCCGGGCAGCGAGGCUGAGCCCUGUGGGAGCACAGACACAAGGGAAGGAUGCCUGUGGUGUGGCCUACUCUUCUGGACCUCAGCAGGGAUGAGUGCAAGAGGAUCCUUCGCAAACUGGAGCUGGAGGCCUAUGCAGGUGUCAUCAGUGCCUUACGUGCACAGGGAGACCUUACAAAAGAGAAGAAGGAUCUUCUUGGAGAACUGUCUAAAGUGCUUAGUAUUUCAACAGAGCGACAUCGCGCUGAAGUUCGGAGAGCAGUGAAUGAUGAACGACUAACAACGAUUGCACACAAUAUGUCAGGGCCAAACAGCUCUUCUGAGUGGUCCAUAGAAGGUCGUCGGCUGGUGCCGCUGAUGCCGCGGCUCGUGCCACAAACAGCUUUCACUGUCACCGCCAACGCUGUUGCCAACGCAGCCAUCCAGCACAAUGCAUCUCUGCCAGUUCCUGCAGAAACUGGAAACAAAGAAGUGGUGGUUUGCUAUUCCUACACAAGUACCACUUCAACCCCAACAUCUACCCCUGUUCCAAGUGGCAGUGUAGCGACAGUGAAGUCCCCCAGACCUGCCAGUCCAGCCUCCAAUGUAGUCGUCUUGCCAAGUGGAAGUACUGUUUACGUCAAAAGUGUCAGCUGCUCAGAUGACGAUGAAAAGCCCCGCAAAAGACGGCGAACGAAUUCCUCUAGUUCUUCCCCUGUUCUCCUGAAAGAAGUCCCGAAGGCAGUGACUCCUGUCACUAAAACUAUCACAGUGCCUGUCAUAAUAGUAACCACCUCUCCAAGCUCAACUUUUGUACCCAACAUCCUUUCCAAGUCCCACAACUAUGCAGCAGUUACAAAACUUGUCCCAACAUCAGUCAUUGCCUCAACUACUCAAAAGCAGCCCGUGGUCAUCACUGCUUCCCAGUCCUCUGUGGGCAGCAGCAGCAGCAGCUGCUCCACUCCCUCCUGCACUGCAAAUACCAUUGCUGUGACUGCUGUAGUGUCAUCCACACCAUCAGUGGUUAUGUCAACAGUAGCACAAGGUGUAUCUACAUCAGCAGUUAAAGUUGCCUCGACCAGACUACCUUCCCCAAAAGGUUUGGUUGGGAAUCCAACUCAGAUCUUAGCACAGUUUCCCAAACAGCAUCAGCAAUCUCCCAAACAGCAGCUGCACCAAGUCCAGCAGGCCCAGCAGCAGCAGCAGCCACAGCAGCAGCUGGUGCCGUGUUCUGCAGCCCAGCAGCAGCCACAGCAGUCUCAGCUGCCAGCUGGCAUCAAGCCCACCAUUCAGAUCAAGCAGGAAUCAGGUGUUAAAAUAAUCACUCAACAGGUGCAGCCCAGUAAAAUCCUUCCCAAACCAGUUACAGCGACCUUGCCCAGCAGUAGCAAUUCACCCAUUAUGGUGGUUAGCAGUAAUGGGACUAUCAUGACAACUAAACUGGUCACUACUCCCACUGGAACUCAAGCAACUUAUACACGGCCAACAGUGAGCCCCUCUCUGGGAGCUCGGAUGGCUGGAACUCCAGGGGCUGCUACUUAUGUGAAAACUACAAGUGGCAGCAUCAUUACUGUAGUACCAAAAUCCCUGGCUACUCUAGGAGGAAAGAUCAUCAGCAGUAAUAUUGUUUCUGGAACUACGACCAAAAUUACGACAAUUCCAAUGACAUCGAAACCCAAUGUGAUUGUUGUGCAAAAAACUACUGGGAAAGGAACUACAAUUCAAGGGCUUCCGGGCAAAAAUGUGGUCACAACACUGCUGAAUGCUGGGGGGGAGAAAACUAUUCAGGCAGUGCCAGCAGGAGCAAAACCUGCUAUCAUCACUGCCACAAGACCCAUCACAAAAAUGAUUGUUACACAGCCAAAAGGAAUAGGGUCCACGGUCCAGCCAGCCACCAAAAUCAUCCCAACUAAAAUUGUUUAUGGUCAACAAGGGAAAACACAGGUCCUCAUAAAACCAAAGCCAGUGACAUUUCAAGCAACAGUUGUGAGUGAACAAACCAGACAGCUGGUGACUGAAACGUUACAGCAGGCUUCAAGGGUAGCAGAGACAGGAAACUCAUCUCUCCCAGAAGUGAAAGAAGAACCACAAACCUACACUGACAGUAGUUCUUCUUCUACAGAGUCUUCCCAGAGCUCUCAAGAUUCUCAGCCUGUAGUCCAUGUGAUUGCUUCAAGAAGUCAAGAUUGGUCAGAACAUGAAAUUCCUGUGGACACAAACCCUACAAUAAUUUACCAGGAUGUAUCCAGUGAAUCUCAGUCAGCUACUUCCACAAUAAAAGCUUUGCUGGAACUUCAGCAGACAACAGCAGUGAAGGAAAAGUUGGAAUCAAAGCCAAGGCAGCCUACCAUUGACUUGAGCCAAAUGGCUGUUCCAAUCCAGAUGACUCAAGAAAAGAGGCAUUCUCCAGAAAGUCCUUCAAUUGCUGUUGUAGAGUCAGAACUAGUGGCUGAAUAUAUCACAACUGACUCAGGAAGACAACACUGUAUUGGUUCACAUUCGGAAGAAUAUCUACACAACCAUAUAGUCAGUCAUCGGUCCCAGCCCCACCAGUCAUCUCAGCCCCAGAGGACUCUGGUGCAGCACGUGGCUCAGUCCCAGACAGCAACGCAGACUUCUGUUGUGGUGAAAUCUAUUCCUGCAUCCUCCACUGGCGCCAUUACCCAUAUCAUGCAGCAGGCCUUAAGCAGUCACACUGCAUUUACCAAACACAGUGAACAACUUGGAACUGAGGAGGGAGAAGUGGAAGAGAUGGACACCUUAGAUCCUCAGACUGGCCUGUUUUACAGAUCUGCCCUGACACAAUCGCAGGCACAAAAGCAGCAAAAACUGAGUCAGCCACAGCUGGAACAGACUCAACUGCAAGUGAAAACUCUGCAGUGUUUCCAGACUAAGCAGAAGCAGACAAUCCACCUGCAGGCUGAUCAAAUCCAGCACAAACUCCCACAAAUGCCCCAACUUUCCAUAAGGCAUCAAAAGCUAACCCCCCUGCAGCAAGAGCAAGCACAGACCAAACCAGAUGCACAGCACCCCCCACAUCAUAUGAUGGCCAAAGAAAGGCAACUCCCUACCUUAGUGGCACAGCCACAGCAAACUGUAGUACAGGUGCUUGCAGUAAAAACCACGCAGCAGCUGCCCAAACUGCAACAGGCACCAACGGCACAAAAAAUCUACGUGCAACCCCAGCCCCCCCAGAGUCAAAUGCCGCUACCUGCCUCUUCAGAGAAACAGCCAGCAAGCCAGGCAUCCACGGAGACAUCAGUAGCAGAUAUAUUGAGAGUGUCUAUGGUGGAAGCUCAGAUUGAUGCAAACAUAGAGCACACGGUAGUGGAUCCCCCAAACAAGGCCACGUCCACUAGUGCAGCUGCUAGUGAAGCAGAGUCGUCACCUUGUACCCAGGGCCCGAGGGUGGCUGCAGUAGGGAUGACGGCACCUUCCAUCCCCCAGCAACAGACACAUACAGAAUCCAGCUCAAGUCCUCCUGCUGUUGGUCCUACUUUAACAGAGAGGAAGCUCGAGGCACGAGGAAUACCUACAACAAACCAGUUUAUACACAUUCAGAAUAUAUCACAAAAGAAAGCUGAAGAGAGCUCUUCGGAAAUUGUUGUCCAGACUAUCCCUCACUAUCCCAUCCCUUGUCACUCCAGCUCCAAUGUGGUGGUGGAACCGAGUGGGCUCCUGGAGCUCAACAACUUCACCAGUCAGCGCCUUGAUGAUGAGGAGACAGCAAUGGAGCAAGAUGUGGACAGCAGCACUGAGGAUGGCACUGAGCCCAGCCCCUCUCAAAGUUCUCUUGAGCAAUCCUAAGGAAUAGAGACACUGGAGUGUACUUUAAAAUAUCUUGGGAUUUUUGAGCAUCCAAGAUGCCCUUCUAUUGUGAUGUCUUAGAGCACUUUGCCUAUUAGAAUUGUUCAUUGGACUCUUGAAGCAUCAGUAGGUUUUAACAAGACAGUAUUGCAAAAGCUGAAUCUUAAAAAUUGUUUUGGGAAAAAAAAGAAGAGAAGAUGUAGGUACCAAGAUUUAGUAACCUGUGACAGUGGAAUGUACUCCUGUUCAGAAACAAAUCUGUAAUGAAUCCUACAGCUUGUGCUAUUGAAGCCCUUGCCCAGAUACUGAAACAGCUUUAAGUGAAAAGGGAUCAUUAUUUUGCUGUGUCUUUUUAGUUGUUGAACAAAACACCAUUAAAAAAAAAAAUUAAUAAAUAUUUUUAUUUUCAAAUAGCAUGUGAGAGAAAAAAUGUCUCUGACAGUGCUGGAAAAGCCCCAGGAAUUUUGGAAUUGGUUGGCUUUCUUGCACUCAUGCUCACUUAAAAAUUUUUUUCAGAAGCUUAAAAUAUUUUUUUUAAAUUCUUGUUGAUGAAUGUUUGGAAAUAAACAAAACUGCUGACUGGUAGCAAAGUGGAUUUGCUAGUGGAAUUUUGUUUUCAUGCUUUACAAGAAGUAAGGUAAUAGUAGAUGAGGCAUUUCUGCCAUAAGCGUACAAAAUGCUCAUCUACUCUAGUUAACCUUUGAUUAUUUAUUUAAACAUGAAAUUUAAAGUGAGACAAGUUGUUGAAAAAGUUCCUGUGAAACAGGCAGUUGUAUUAAUUCUAGUACAAACCAGGGAGAAGGAGGUGCAUUUUGCUAUAAUCAGUUUUUCAAAAUUGGGGAUAAAUAGUUCAACAUCUUUCCAAGUUGAACUUGGGAAUUUAGAAGUGAGCCAAGACUUCUAAAAAUCUAUAUUUUACUCUUACAUGCUGUUUUUAAAAUUGACCAUUUGGGGAGUUGAAAAGCUUAAAUGGGUGUACAAUGGUGGGUUUCCAAAAUUAGCCUUAUGCCUUGGCUUGUUGAAGCAAUACAUUGGGGUUUUGUGGUAGUUACAAGUCACAGAGAGCGGUUUGGGUUCAGAUGGGACAAGAGAACCAGUUUUAAUACAUUCUGGUAAUUGAGACAAUACUUUUUUUUGUUUUCGAAAUGUAUAUAAAACCAUGUUUUUAACUGUUUUGUAUAGAUUUCAUUAUAAAUAACUAAGCAUUUUAUGACUUUGACAUCAUUUAAUUGUAUAUAAAUGUAUAAGCCUAACUGCCCACGUUUUGGUGCUGAAGUACUGUAAGUAGAUUUCAUCCAAAAUCUAAUACAGCUUUUUGCGUCAGUCUUUUCUUUUUAAAUUGUCAUUUAAUGUUGAUAUUGUAGUGUAGGUUGAAUUCCAGUUGAAGUAACUCAAACUGAAAAAUACAGACCCUAAAAACCA